Messenger RNA from Scomber japonicus (chub mackerel), 8600 nucleotides. RefSeq names its product piezo-type mechanosensitive ion channel component 2-like. Lineage: Eukaryota; Metazoa; Chordata; Actinopteri; Scombriformes; Scombridae. Gene Ontology annotation, biological process: detection of mechanical stimulus; regulation of membrane potential; cellular response to mechanical stimulus. Gene Ontology annotation, cellular component: plasma membrane. The transcript has 56 exons. The record is from RefSeq and is a predicted model, not a curated record. Gene Ontology annotation, molecular function: monoatomic cation channel activity; mechanosensitive monoatomic ion channel activity.
AUGUCCCCGGGUCUGGCUGCUGGGGUGGUCUUCAGGCUCGUGCUGCCGCUCAGUUUGACUGCAGCGUGUGUGUUGAGGUAUAAUGGAUUCUCUCUGGUCUACGUCCUGCUGCUGCUGCUGCUCCCACUGCUGCCAGAGCCCUCCACCUGCCCCCCCACAGGUAACACGAGUCGCUGUGUGACGGCGGUGUGUGUGUCCAGCUUCCUGUUCCUGUUACUGCAAUCCUUCUUCCAGCUGACCACCAUCACACUGCAGCCUGAGUCCAACUGUACUUCGUGGCAGAAAUCUCUGGGUCAGCUCGGUCUGGUGAGUCUGACAGGAAGUGAUGCGGGCUCGGCAGUGAGACAGGUACUUCCUGAUGUUGGCGUGCUGCUCAUCGGCCUGCUGACCUGGAGGCUGAGCGUGAGGCUGAGCGCUGACACACACACACAGCCUCAACAGGAGCAGCAGGAGGAGGCGAUGUUUGAGGAGGACUCUGAGCUCGGACAGCAGGAGGAGGAGGAGGAGGAGGAGGAGGAAGAGCAGGAAGGCAGCAGAAACAAACUACUGGUUGAACUGGAGAUACUGGUUUGUAAAAGCAGGAAGAUGAUGGGAAACAUGACAACUACUGGAGGGAAAAUUCUACUGACUGUUCUGCUGGGACUCACAGGGAUCAUGUUCCCCUCCCUCUCCUCGCUGCCCUACCUGCUCUGCUUCCAGGUGUUGUGCACCUGGUGGGCGUGGUCAGGUCAGGUCCCGCCUCUUGUCUUCAGGUGUGUGUCUGUGAUGUCACUGAUCUACUCCUCCUCCCACUUCCUGCUCUUCUACUGCUACCAGCUGCCAUCCCUGCAGGAGGCGUGGCCUCCCAACCGCACCUCCACCAGCGUGUUCGGUCUGGUGUCUCUGGCCGUCGGGGACUGCGCUGCCCCCUGGAGGCUGCAUGUGAACUCUGACCUCAGCUGGUUUCACUUCGGCAGCCCUCUGAUGCUCCUGCUGCUCUACCACAGCGUCGCCAGCCUGUGGAGGAACCAGCUGAUCGACGGCGAUGGAGGGCGGGUUGUAGAGGGGGCGGAGUCUGUGGUCAGCUUGAGCUGUGACAUCAUUACCACCACCAGCCACCUCAGUGAUGAUGUCAGCAGUGACAUCACAGCAGAGAGGCGGAGAGAGCUGUGGAGGAGAGCUCAUGAUCGGCUGGACUGCAGAGAUCUGCUGGUGUCUUCCACCAAUGACAGCCUGUCUGACUCUUUGGCCCCGCCCACGCAGAGUACAGCUCUGGGAUUGGAUGUUAGCUCCACCCCUCAUUACUCCCUCAGCCAGUCAGACACGCUGGAGACGUGCGUCUUCGAAGGAGACGGAUGGGAGGAGGAGGAGCUGCAGGAGGAGGAGCUGCAGGAGGAGGAGGAGGAGGAGGAAGAGGAGGUGAGGAGGGAGGACGCCGCCUCCAUGGCGUUCAGCUUCCUCCUCAAACAGAGUUACAUCUGUGCUCUGGUGUCCAUGAUGGCGUGGUCCAUCACAUACGUGUCCUGGCUGACGUGUGUGCUGCUGCUGUGGUCGUGUGUCCUCUGGAUGAUGCGUGAGCGCCGACGCUACACGCUGAUGUCAUCACCAUGGCUGGUUGCCUAUGGCAACCUGCUGGUCAUCCUGCAGUACGUCUACAGUUUCCCCGCCGUCCAAGAAGUUCCUGGUCUGUUCCCUAAAAAAGACGAUCCAUGCAGGGAGCUGGCCUUCAAGCUGGUGUGUCUGAUGACAUUCUGGCUGCUGCUGCGUCAGACGCUGACUGAGAAGAGAGACAGACAGAAAGACAGACAGCUGUCUUCCAUCACUGUCCUCAUUGAAGAGGAGCAGAGGGAGCAGCAGGAGCAGCAGAAGGAGAAGUUGGAGGGGGAGGUGUUGUAUGAGGAGGUGCUGCUCCUGGGAGGAGGCGUUCGGAUGGAGACGCUGGUUGCCGUGGUUACCAGGAUGUUUGUUAAAUACUGGAUCUACGUCUGCGGGACGAUGUUCUUCUUCGUCAGCUUCGAGGGAAAAAUAGUUCUUUACAAAGUGAUUUACAUGGUGAUGUUCCUCUGCUGCGUGGCCCUCUACCAGCUGAACUACGAGCGCUGGCGAUCUCUGCUUCGAGGGUUCUGGGUCGCUGUGGUGGUCUACUCCAUGCUGGUCCUGAUCCUGGUCUACACCUUCCAGUUCCCCUCCUCCCUGCAGACCUGGACCCACUACACCGGGCUCAGCACACACAGGUUGGAGGAUCUCGGUCUGGAGAAGUUCUCGGUUCCCGUCCUCUUCACCAGAAUCUUCAUCUCUGCUGCGUUCCUAUUGGUUUGCAUCGUUCACCUUCAUUACUUCCACGAGCCGUUCCUCCAGCUGACCGACCUGCAGACGGUGGUGGACACGCACAACAGCACCAUCACCAGGUUGGUCCACUCUGACGGCAGCCUGGUUGACUUGUCGGUGGGUGGACCGCUGCAGCUCACCCAUGAGGAGGAGAAGAGGGGGACAGAGGAAGAGACCAAGGAGAAGUGGAGACAGGAAGAAGAGGUGGAUGAGGAGGAGGAGGAGUACCCCUGUAUGUUUGACAAGGGAACCCUGUCUGACCCUCUAACAGUGCUGGGCUCCUGGAGGUUGGUGGUGGACCGUCUGUCUGUCCUGUUCCUGCGCCUCCUGCUCUCCCUGCAGCGCCUGCAGCGCCUCGUCUGGUGGCUGCUGGAACUACAUAUCGUCAAGAUCGUGUCCUCCUACAUCAUCUGGGUCUCUGUGAAGGAGGUGUGUGUGUUUAACCUGCUGUUUGUGGUGAGCGUGGCCGUGGCUCUGCCCUGCAGGACGUGGCGCCGCCUGCUGUCGGGAGUCUGCACAGUUUGGACCUGCGUGGUUACCGUCUGUAAGAUGCUGUACCAGCUGAACGUGGUCCAGCCCAGCAGAUACUCCGUCAACUGCACCAUGCCAGGUAACUCCAGCACCGACCUGUCUGCAUCUGUUCUGUACUCUGGUCCGGUGGAUCCUGCUCAGUGGGUCGGGCUUCGCAAGUCUGACGGAAACUUGCUCGACUACUUGAGGUAUAACCUGAUGAUGCUAGCGCUGUUAGCCUUCGAGGUGACGGUCUACAGACACCAGGAGCUCUACCGACUCCGCCAUAACAAGGUCCCGCCCCCCACCCGAACCCUGUUUCAUGACAUCACCAGGCGUCACCUUGACGACAGCGUGCUCAGCUGCACAAAGUACUUCCUGAACUACUUUUUCUACAAAUUCGGACUGGAGACCUGCUUCCUGUUGGCGGUGAACGUGAUUGGUCAGCGGAUGGAUCUGUUCGCGGUAGGCCACGCCUUCGGCCUCAUCGCUGUCCUAUUACAGCGCAGCAGGAAGCGCAUCGCCUCAGCGUGGCCCAAAUAUUGCUACUUCCUGUCUGGGCUUCUGUGCUUCCAGUACCUGCUCUGCAUCGGACUUCCUGCUUCCUCCUGCGCAGAUUACCCGUGGAGACCUCCGUCCUCCAACAUGGACUCCAACGUAGUGAAGUGGCUUUUCCUCCCGGAUCACCUGACUCCCCCAAACCCGCUCUUCCUCCUGUAUGACUUCCUGCUGCUGCUGGGGGCGUGUCUGCAGCUGCAGGUGUUUGAUGACGAGCAGCAGCCGGACGUUCAGCAGCUGGCAGGAAGUAACGCUGAGCUGCAGGAAGACGGACAGCUCUGUGAGCCAAUCACACGCCUCCGUCUCAACACCGUCCCUGACUUCCUGCUCAGCAGGUCUUAUCUGGACAUGAUGAAGGUGAUAAUCUUCAGCUACAUGUUCUGGUUCGUCCUCACCAUCAUCUUCAUCACCGGGACGACCAGGAUCAGUAUUUUCUGCAUGGGGUACCUGGUGGCGUGUUUCUACUUCCUGUUGGUUGGAGGAGAGCUGCUGCUGAAACCAGUGAAGUCCAUCCUGGUGUACUGGGACUGUCUGAUCGGCUACAACGUGUUCGUCAUCACCAUGAAGAACAUCCUGUCGAUCUUGGCGUGCGGCUUCAUAAAGUCGUUGGUGAUGAAUCACUGUUGGCUCAUCCAGCUGUUCAGCCUCGCCUGCACCAUCAAAGGAUACACCAAGCCUGAGCAGCAGAGCAGUAAACAGUGCGAGUUGCCGAGCGACGAGGCGGGAAUCAUCUGGGACGGAGUCUGUUUCUGCUUCCUGUUGCUGCAGCGGAGAGUCUUCAGGAGCCACUACUUCCUGUAUGUGGUGUUAGACCUGCAGAACACCCAGCUGCUGGCCUCCAGGGGGGCGGAGCUAUUCGAGGCGUCCACGGUGAAGGCGGUGCGCGCUCGGCUGCAGGUGGAGAAAACAUCGAUGGAUCUGUUGAAGAGACAGAUGGACAGGAUUAAAUCUCGGCAGCAGAAGUUCCGCAGAGGAAAAGAGAAGCUGCUGAGUUUGACCCAGGACAGCUUCCAUACUGACGGUCAGUGACUCACCUGUCUGAAGCAGGACAAGGAGUGGUGGAGACCCUGGGUGAACCACGCCUCCAUGGUGAGGAGCGGAGACUACUACCUGUUUGAGACUGACAGCGAGGAGGAGGAGGAGGAGGAGAGGAAGGAGGAAGAGGAGGAGCAGGAGGAGCAGCUUCCUGAGAAGUCUGCCUUCCAGUUCGUGUAUCACGCCUGGAUCACUGACUCCAGAACAGCGAUGAGAGCUCGAAGCAACCAGAAGAAACUGUGGAAGAAGAACUCCUCUGAACAAAGGAGCAGGAGAGAGGAGAGGAGAGCAGCUGCAGUGAUGGAGGCGACGGAGGAGUCAGAGGAGGACGGAGAGGAGGAGGACGGAGAGGAGGGACCAGACACGGUGCUGCGUCGGUUCUCCAACACUCUGCGGUUCUGUUGGGUUCUGCUGUUGGCUCUGCUGGACUCUCUGACUGCCUGGCUCAGAGGUUUGUGUCAGGAGCACAUCGACAUCUCAACCGUCCUCCGCAUCGAGCACUGCAUGCUGACCCAGCAGGCCAAGCAGGGUAAAGUCCCGACCAGAGAGGCCAUCCAUGUUUACUACCAGGAGCAGAUGCAGAGGAGCGGCCUGGACUACACUACCCAUGAUGCCGAGGGGCAGGGGAGCUCCGGCCUGGACUACACUACCCAUGAUGCCGAGGGGCAGGGGACCGGCCUGGACUACACUACCCAUGAUGCUGAGGGGCAGGGGAGCUCCGGCCUGGACUACACUACCCAUGAUGCCGAGGGGCAGGGGACCGGCCUGGACUACACUACCCAUGAUGCCGAGGGGCAGGGGACCGGCCUGGACUACACUACCCAUGAUGCCGAGGGGCAGGGGACCGGCCUGGACUACACUACCCAUGAUGCCGAGGGGCAGGGGAGCUCCGGCCUGGACUACACUCCCCAUGAUGCCGAGGGGCAGGGGACCGGCCUGGACUACACUACCCAUGAUGCCGAGGGGCAGGGGAGCUCCGGCCUGGACUACACUACCCAUGAUGCCGAGGGGCAGGACACAGCAGAGGGAGGGAGUUCUGAAACACAUGAAGAAGAAGCUGGAGGACCAACAGCAAAGGAGGAACCAGAACCAGGACCAGAGCCAGGACCAGGACCAGAACCAGGACAUGACCUGGGUCAACCAGGACCAGAACCAGAACCAGGAUCAGGAGGAUAUAACCCGGGUCAACCAGGACCAGAACCAGGACCAGGACCAGAACCAGAACCAGGACCAGGAGGAUAUGACCCAGGACCAGAACCAGGACUGACAAAAUGCCGGAGAUGGCGACCCAGACUGACCCGGAUGCAGCGGGUUGAGUCUUCGUCCUCGUCUUCAGAGGAUUUGAGCUUCAGUGGAACUCUGAGCGGCGCAUCCAUUCAACAACUUCCUGUCGACACCCAGCCGACCCACACCUUGACUGGCGCCUCCUCCCCGUCCUCCCGCUGCUCCCUGCUCCUCCCCCCCUCCUACAGCCUCGCUCUGGGUCUGGACCUCCAGGAGGAGGAGGCGGGGGGGGGAUUCAGGAGGCGUCCGCUGGCUCAGACGCAGGCGGAGAGGAACCACUUCCUGUCCGAGUCCACGUCCACUUCCUGUCCGCUGGCGUCUCGUACUCAGGAGCUGACGGCCAGCGAGCUGCUGAGGAACAGGACUUUCUACAACGAGGAGCUGGAGGCAUCCGACCGUUUCUAUGGAAACCAACCGCAACUGCUCCAGCUGUGCUACGCCAUCUACAACAUCCUCGCAGCCAGGUCAGAGACGGUGUGCUACCUGGUCAUCGUGUUGAACCACAUGGUGUCUGCCAGCUGUCUUACGUUGGUGCUUCCUGUCCUGGUGUUCCUGUGGGCCACGCUGUCCGUCCCUCGGCCCAGUAAGACCUUCUGGAUGACGGCCAUCAUCUACACCGAGGUCACAAUCGUCAUCAAGUACUUCUUCCAGUUUGGUUUCUUCCCGUUCAAUCAGAAGCUGGAGGUGGACCGGUCCAAACCGUUCCACCCCCCGAACAUCUUGGGAGUGGAGAAGAAGGAAGGCUACGUCCUGUAUGACCUGCUGCAGCUGCUGGCUUUAUUCUACCACAGAGCCAUCCUCAAGUGCCAUGGACUUUGGGACCAAACUGUUUCAACAGAGGCUGACACUCCUGGUCACCAUGACAACCAGGCUGACUCCGCCCACGCUUCCACCUCCAUCAGCCCAGCUGAUCCCAGCAGCACCCUGCGGCGGCGAGGGCGGAGACGAACCCAGUCCAGCUCCACCCAGCGGCGCUCUCCUGCUGGCAGUGUCAGCUCUUCAGCGCAGCAGCUCGGCAGGUUUGAUCUUCUGUUGCAGAAACUUCAACAACUUUCCAUCAGAGCUAAGAACUGCUCUGUUAGCAGGUGUAUGUCUCUGUACCGUCCCAUCUGUCAGUUCUUCAGAGCUCUCGUCCAACCAGAGUACAGCGCUGUCACCGACGUGUACGUCCUCAUGUUCCUCGCCGACACCGUCGACUUCAUCAUCAUCGUCUUCGGCUUCUGGGCCUUCGGGAAACACUCUGCAGCUGCUGACAUCACUUCCUCCCUGUCAGAGGACCAAGUUCCUGAAGCCUUCCUGGUCAUGGUUCUGAUCCAGUUUGGUACCAUGGUGAUAGACAGGGCUCUGUAUUUGAGGAAGACAGUUUUGGGGAAGUUGGUGUUUCAGGUGAUUUUAGUUUUGGGGAUUCACUUCUGGAUGUUCUUCAUCCUGCCGACGGUCACUGAGAGGCGCUUCAAUCAGAACCUCGUGGCUCAGCUCUGGUACUUUGUGAAGUGCGUUUACUUCGGGCUGUCGGCCAAUCAGAUUCGAUCUGGUUACCCAACACGAGUUCUGGGAAACUUCCUGACGAAGAGUUACAACUACCUGAACCUGUUCCUGUUCCAGGGUUUUCGGCUGGUGCCCUUCCUGACGGAGCUGCGUGCGGUGAUGGACUGGGUGUGGACAGACACCACGCUGUCUCUGUCCUCGUGGAUCUGUGUCGAGGAUGUUUACGCUCACAGCUUCGUCUUAAAGUGCUGGAGAGAGUCUGAGAAGAGGUACCCGCAGCCUCGGGGGCAGAAGAAGAAGCGUGUGGUGAAGUACGGGAUGGGCGGUCUGAUCGUGCUGCUGCUGAUCUGCAUCGUCUGGUUCCCGCUGCUCUUCAUGUCGCUCAUCAAGUCCGUCGCCGGAGUCGUCAACCGACCGCUGGACGUGUCUCUGACCAUCACCCUGGGGGGCUUCCAGCCGAUCUUCACGAUGAGCGCGCAGCAGAAUCAGCUCAAAGAUCUGACGGAGGAAGACUUCAGCUCCUUCAUCAGCUCCUACAGCUACACACCUAGUGCUUUGCAGUUCCUGGAGGCGUACAGCAUGGAGGACGUGACUCUGGCCGAGCUGCAGGGCAGCAGCAACUCUCUGUGGACCAUCAGCCCCCCCAGCAGGACUUACCUGAGCCAGGUGCUCAACCUGGACCACUUCCCCCUCACGCUGUCCUGGACCAUCCAGAGGAACCUGAGUCUGGGGGCGAAGGCGGAGCUUGCCUCAGGUAAACAUGUGACCUACCUGGAUGACCAGACCCGCCUGGACCUGAUCCAGCUGCUGAACGGGACCAGGUCACUUCCUGUGUUGAUACAGGAAGUGCUGCCGUGUUUCAUCCGAGCGCCGAGCGACUCCAACGCCAAGCCCAUCGAGCAGCUUUACCCAGACGACCGCUUCAAAGACAUCCUGCUUGCCUUGGAGCGAUCGACCAAUCGGAGCGGAGAGAUCCAGGAGUGGUGGAUUGUGGACCAAUCGGCUGCCAGCAUGCUGCCUGUUGGGGGCGGGGCCUCAUCAGCUGACAGGAGGGAGGCGGGACUUCAGCUGCUCAUCUUCAGUGAUAAAGUUAGCCCACCGAGUCUCGGCUUCCUGGCCGGAUACGGGAUCAUGGGUCUGUACGCGUCGGUGGUUCUGGUCAUCGGGAAGUUUGUGCGUGAGUUCUUUAGCGGGAUCAGUCACUCCAUCAUGUUCGAGGAGCUGCCGAGCGUCGACCGCAUCCUCAAACUCUGCACCGACAUCUUCCUGGUGAGAGAGACAGGUGAGCUGGAGCUGGAGGAGGAACUCUACGCCAAACUGAUCUUCCUCUAUCGAUCCCCAGAGACCCUGAUCAAAUGGACCCGCCGCUGACCUCAUCAAUAAUCACUACUCACCUGUAGUGAUGUCACAACCCUGUA